CAACAGCCCGGCUUCCUAAAUUUGAGAAAGUCCUGAAUGCUUGGUUUCAGCACAUUUGUGGGACAAGUAAAAAGGACGUCGAAAAUGCCAAACAACGGGUCUAUCAUGUCCGUACCUGGGCAUAUUUCAUGUCUCACAAUCAAGUCCCUGCAAUGACGUUUGCAUUUAUGGACAACAGAGAAAGACUGACUGAAUGGACAACUUAUCUGAAUAAAUAUGCUGUAACAACCAAAAGGAUUUGGAUUGGAAAUGUGAGGGCGUUCUUGCAAUUUCUGAUUGAUGCACAACUGCCAGAGGUCAGAGCCUCCCGUAAGGCUUUAAAGGGAACUUUAUUUGCACUUCAGUCAGAAAUGAAGAAGAGCAGAAGGGAGUUACAAACCCACAGGCAAGACAUCCGGAUCAAAAAAUCACAAAUGCUUGUAGAUCCUGUCCACAUCACUGAUUUUCUCAAGAAAGCCACCACACACAUCCCUGAAGCACUUGUCGAGCUUGAGAAAAAUCCCACAACUGAGAACCUAGACUGGUUCUAUGGUCUUCUGGCUGGAUUUGUCAUCUGUACAACUGGGCACAGAAGAGGCGUCAUAUCAAAUAUGACAGUUGAGGAAGUUGGCACUGCUGAAGCGGAUGGUGAUGGCCGGCGGAUAAUCAGAGUAAAAGAGCACAAGACCAAAGAAACAUUUGGCCAUGCACUUGUUCCCCUAACGAAAGACGAAUACAUAUGGUUUCACCGCUUUGUGUACCACCGCCACAGAUACCUUGGUGGAUCAUCACAAUUGAUUUUUGCCAACACCCAUGGAGGACCUUAUUGUAAGACGUUGACUUCAUUUCAAGAUGCAUGGAGGAAGUUUGGUAUCCCAGGAAAACCAACCUUCUCUAUGAUUAGGAGCAGCAUCAGCACUUUUAGUGGGCGAUCCUUGGGAACCCAAAGCAAGGUACAAGUCCACCGGAUGAUGUGUCAUUCUGACGCAACCGCGGCGAGAUUUUAUGAGGCAGAUUUAAACUUUGACGAAGCCUUCAAGUGCCGCAACAAUGCUGCAAAGGCACUUGCUGUGAACAAUAGAACCAGAGACUCUGAGGAAUCUGCAACCUCAGAAGACAAUGAAGAUGUGUUGCAGAGAAGAUAUUCUGGACCAAAGAAAAGAAAGUCUAGUCAAAAUGCCACAAGACGAGAAAUUGUGAAAAAGAAGACCAAACAGCAUGCAAACACCAUUGACACAGACAGCAGCAAAGAUGAACGUAACAAUGAAGUCAGGAAAAUCAUUGACCUGACAGCAGGAAACACAUCUGGAAAACACCCACAUAAACAGAGUGGCAGGGGAAGAGGAGAAGUGAGGGUAGAAGAAGACACAACAGGUGAUGAAGAUAUGCCAGGGAUGGUGACUACAGAGAGUAGUGAAGGUGAAGAUUAUGAUGAUAACUGUGAACACACUGACCUUACAGCAGCAGGUACAUUGGGAUCCACCAAAGGUAAAGAUAAUGCUAAAGAAAAAGGAAAAGCCACAAAGGACACAGGACACUUGUAUAGUCAUACUCAAUUUCUUAAAAAGAAGAAUAAAUCUGUGGCGCUACCGGAGGGGCCCGCUCUGCCUGAGGGGGUCAGCGUGCAGGAAUGGCCUGCAAAGUCAGAGCUGGAGGUCAGCGCGCCCCAGUGA
Oreochromis aureus is the source of this 1652-nucleotide messenger RNA. RefSeq lists its product as uncharacterized. Gene Ontology annotation, molecular function: DNA binding. The transcript is spliced from 8 exons. Lineage: Eukaryota; Metazoa; Chordata; Actinopteri; Cichliformes; Cichlidae. The record is from RefSeq and is a predicted model, not a curated record. The coding region runs from base 129 to 1652 and encodes 507 amino acids.